Sclerotinia trifoliorum is the source of this 2290-nucleotide messenger RNA. NCBI's taxonomy places the organism in Eukaryota, Fungi, Ascomycota, Leotiomycetes, Helotiales, Sclerotiniaceae. The record is from the annotation of a GenBank genome assembly.
AAGUACCUAGGUAUGAUUAAUACGGCACUCAUAAGAGGGCGAAGCGUUGCUGUACAACCACAUCUACCAAAUUAACAAUAUAUAUUGUAUGCGACGAGAACCUUCAGCCAAUAUAUUAUACAUUAACCCGCCAAGAUUAUCUAAGCCAACAGUCCUCAGGUGGGGAUCAACUGAUAACCACUCCCCCACUUUAUCUAUAUAGUAUUCCUCUCUUGUUUGAUGAGAUCAGAUCUUUCCUUUGCACUGCUUGAGUACAGUUACAAAGCUUUUCGAUUGAGCCUUCAAAACGGGAAGUCCUUUUAGAAACCCUUCAUCAUGGUUUCUAUAUCUACUGUGGCGUUUGCAGGUAUUUUGAUUGGUCUCAUAUGGAGAUUCAUCAUCUAUCCUGCAUUUCUUUCCCCUUUGGCAGAGAUCCCAAACGCACACUGGUCUUCUCCAUUUUCUUCUACUUGGAUCCUGUUUCAGAGAUUUCGUUGUCGAGAAAAUAGGACUGUUCAUGCAUUGCAUAGACAACUUGGUCCUUUGAUUCGAUUAGGUCCCAAUGAACUCUCUAUUAAUGAUGUUGAGGGUCUUCGACUUGUAUAUGGAGGUGGGUUUGAAAAGGGAGAGUGGUACUCUAUCUUUGACAACUACGGGUAAUUUUUUCCCCAAAAGUUUUCUGGAAAAUUCUCUAACCACGUGGUAGUGUCCCAUGUAUGUUCUCAACACUGCCCUCGAAGAAUCAUUCCUCCCGAAAGAGAAUGAUUUCAAAUACCUACUCGAAAUCCACACUCCAAUCGUCUCCAGCAUUGGCUGAGCAGGCAAGGGUCAUUCUCUUUGAGCGCCUCCUACCUACUAUUUCAAACUUGGCUUCAUCUUCUCCAAGUCCUUAUGGGGUUGAUGUUUACGAUUUAUUUAACGGCACUACUAUGGAUUUUAUCUCUUCAUAUCUAUUCGGACUUAAGAAUGGCGCCAACUUUAUUAAAGAUGUCUCAUACAGAAGACAUUGGCUACGACUCUACCAAGGACGCCAUCGUUACACUUUCUAUGCACAAGAACUUCCCCGUCUUACUCGAUUCCUCAAUACUUAUAUCUAUCGCAUCGUCCCCUCAUUCGUUGAUUCUGCCAAUGAAGAACUAGAGGAAUGGUGCCAACAUCGCUGUGAGGCUACAGCCAAAUUUAUUAAGGAGGGAGGAACAUGGGAUACUGAGCCUGGUAAUGAACCAGUAGUUUACAAUGCCAUGAUAACCGGUAUUGAGAAAGAAAGUAAAAUACGCGGCGCCGACUCAGUCCUUAAAGAAGAGACGCUCAAAUUUCCAGAUCGUAGUAUCUGCAGUGAAAUGAUUGAUCACCUUGCCGCCGGUCACGAAACGGCAGGUAUUACGGUUACAUAUCUGGCAUGGCACUUAUCCAUUGAUCCCAUGCUCCAGAAAUCUUUAAGAGAUGAACUCCUCACUCUUUCACCCAACAUGCUUUUCUCUUCAACAACUACAUCAUCCCAAGUUCCAACAAUUCCAGAUCGUAAAGAUCUCGAUGCUCUUCCCAUACUUCACGCAGUCCUAAUGGAGACGCUCCGUCUCCGCGCCGCUAUACCGGGUGGUCUUCCUCGCAUGACUCCAUAUCCUAGCUGCAAUAUUGGUCCUUAUAAGAAUAUUCCCGGUGGUGUUAGAAUCGGCGCACAGGCUCAUAGUGUCCACCGUAACGAACAAGUUUUUCCCGAACCGGAAAGAUUCGAUUACAUGCGAUGGAUGGAAGGAAAUGGUAUGACGGAGGAACAAAAACGGGAAAGGGAUAGGACUUUUUGGGCUUUUAGUAGUGGAGGGAGAAUGUGUAUUGGUAGUAAUUUUGCUAUGCUCGGUAGGUUUUUUUCUUUGCAUUCUGCGCUUCUUUUUUACUAGCUUUUCCGCUUCCUUGAUUUUCUUUCUGUUUCUUCUCUUUCUCAUUCCCAUCUUGACGGAAUAUAACUACUAACAACUAUCCAGAAAUCAAACUUAUAGUAGCAGCCAUCUACACCAACUUUACCACUCUAGUCAUAAACGACGAUGGAGUUGAUCAAAUGGAUGGAUAUACCUGCGGACCAUCUGCUGGUAAACUUCAUCUUCGAUUCGAACAUGCUCCGCUUGUAUCUGUAGCUGAGAAAAGAUAUUUUAACGAAGGGUAGGUAUAUAAGAUAUACCAGUGCGCAGGAUAGUGAAUAUAAAUUUAUAUCUCAGGCGUUGGAUUUGAUUAAGUCGUUCGAAGCGAGACUCUCUACUAUUUUAAAUAUCUAUGUCUAUUUAAACAUUUUAAACAAUAUAUAUUCCAUGAUUUU